AUGGCUGAAAACAUAAGUCGGGAAUUGCACGAUGUGUUUUGGGCAAAUUCGAUCCCUGUAUACACAAGCUAUCGAUCAAAUACUGAGGAACAAUAUGGCGACGAUCGGUGGAAGCCUAUAGCACCCCCCGAUGAAGUUGAAGGAUGCAAAAUUCUCCAUGCUUACUUUAAACACAUACAUAUACGUCUGCCAUUCAUGAGGCGUAAGGAGAUUCUGAGGCUGCAUCGAUCGAGGCACGAUCUGGUGGCCCCAGCUUCGAAGGACUGUGUGGGCUCUUUCAAACUAUUCCUUGUCUACGCAACUGGAUCCAGCAUUCUUCGCAUGACAGGAGCCGACAUAAACACUGCACCAGAGGUAUUUGGCAGGAUGGCUCUACGAUUUGAGUCUGCCUUGACUGGGUCUGGCUGGCGUGACAGGGCAGAGAUGCUGAUGUUGUUGAUCGUCUACAAUCUGCGGUCGUCUUCUAGCUCGAAGAUUUGGCACUGGCUGGGACAAGCCAUGCGCAUUUGUACCGACACCGGACUGCAUUGCAAGUAUCAUUAUCAGCAAAUCGGACCAAAUGAGGCACAGCUGCGGCUACGUUUAUUCUGGAGCAUCUAUCUGGUGGAGAGAUACUUCUGUUGGUCGACCGGUCGACCUUUUAGUAUUAGCGAGUCGGAAAUCGAGGCGGAAACUCCCAUCGAGCUCGAAAGUGAUAUUGCAACGCUGGAUGAUGAAACGGAACUAAUAGCCCUCGGAGAGAGCUCUGCCGAUCACGCGGUCUGCGACAUCUGUACGCCCUCCGUGGCUUCAGUCAAUCGAGAAUUGCGGCGAUUCGUCGCCUGUAUACAGCUACAACGCAUUACGUCUGUGAUGAAGCAACACAUAUAUCGCGCCAAUGAAGACAUGUCGGCCCUCAUACCCGAGAUAGCUCCAUUUAUGGCGUCGCUGAAUCAAUACAGGGAAAGGCUGCCGUUGUUACCUCCGGAUGAUCGCGAGUUCGUGCAAAUGCAUUGGAACAACUGUAUCAGGGUUCUAUUGCAACCUUUUCUUCGGAUCUUGUCCCCGAGUGACCCGCUACUCCAGACAUGCCUAUCCGCUUCGGGCGAGAUGUGCCAGUCAUUUCGGAGGCUGCGACAAUCAGACUUUGGAUAUUCGUUCCUUCUUGCCAACUCCAUGUUCGUUGCCGGGCUUACUAUGUGUUUCUGCCUUCUUCGUUCGCCCGAUUUAUGGAGUGCUAUUGCAUCAAAUGACCUUCGGGCCUGUUCUUCCGCGAUGUCCACAAUGGCUGAACACAACCCGGCCUUGAAACAAUACCGCGAUAAUCUUGAUAUAAUUAUUGACAAAACUACGGACUGCGUCCACAAAGCGGUAGUAUCACGCAAAAGUCUGCCCUCCGCCAGGGAGUUUGACCUCCCAAAUUCUUCCGAAACUUCGAUGGGACCGCAAUACCCUAGUUGUGCAGACCAAUGGGCAGCUCUAUUGGAUGCGAGUACGCCAUUUGUUGAGUCAUAUAAUUUAGGCCUGCCCAAUCCACAAGAACUGCAGGAUGGGAGUGAAGGGCCGAGUCCUUUGUUUGAAGGGGAGAUGUUCAAUAUGUUUGCAGAAGACCUCGACUUUAAUCUGCAGCUUGAUAAUUUACCUCCAUGGUGA
Aspergillus terreus NIH2624 is the source of this 1632-nucleotide messenger RNA. Its product is annotated as fungal specific transcription factor domain-containing protein. NCBI's taxonomy places the organism in Eukaryota, Fungi, Ascomycota, Eurotiomycetes, Eurotiales, Aspergillaceae. The transcript is spliced from 2 exons. Bases 1 to 1632 code for a protein of 543 amino acids. The record is from RefSeq and is a predicted model, not a curated record. Gene Ontology annotation, molecular function: sequence-specific DNA binding; DNA-binding transcription factor activity, RNA polymerase II-specific; zinc ion binding. Gene Ontology annotation, biological process: DNA-templated transcription; positive regulation of transcription by RNA polymerase II.